Temnothorax curvispinosus is the source of this 1003-nucleotide messenger RNA. RefSeq names its product sulfite oxidase, mitochondrial-like. The record is from RefSeq and is a predicted model, not a curated record. The transcript has 3 exons. Gene Ontology annotation, cellular component: mitochondrion. The annotation marks the transcript as partial. Gene Ontology annotation, molecular function: heme binding. Lineage: Eukaryota; Metazoa; Arthropoda; Insecta; Hymenoptera; Formicidae.
GAUAAACUCGGGUUUUGUUUUGGUGGUCGAACCUCCUUCACCUCCUUGUUUAUCAUUCCUUCUUUUCUCUCCAACGCCUGAUUAUAUAUACAUUCUUCACGUGUUGUGUAUGUUUGUACAGUUGUGUACAGAAACUACAGAAGUACACACACACACACACUUUUUUACUGGCAGUACUGAAAAUCUAUAGUAUACGUGACGCAAACUAUAGAUUUUCAGUACUGGCAGUAAAAAAGGAACACAGGGUCAGGUCAGUCGUCGAGACCAUGCAGUCGAGGCAGACGAGACGUCGAUCAUUUGGAUCACUGGUUGAUACCGGUUUACGCAGUUGAUUUCACGGAAAUAUCAAUUAAACGGUCCGCAAGUCAACGUUAUGAGUUUACGCUGGAAAAUAUUUCACGGAAUUAGACAGAGAUCGCAGAUACCACCGUUGCAGGUGAUAGUAAGAGGUUAUAACACCUGCCAGCAGUCUCCCACGGAGAAGGAGCAUGGGUCCUCCAGGAAUACGCGAGAGCCUGCUACGUUGUACGCAACGUGUGUUGCCGUUGCCGCCUUAGGUAUAUCUUAUUACAUCACUUUCAAAUACAAAAGAAACGUCUACGCUCUCAGCGCAACGCAAAACGUACAAUGUGGUCAAUUACGCAAGGACAUGAAGACCUACACUCUGGAAGAAGUGGGGAAGCACGACAGCAAGGAAAAUCGUAUCUGGGUUACCUUCGGGCAGGGUGUAUACGAUAUAACGGAAUUUGUCGACAAGCAUCCGGGUGGCCCUUCAAAAAUUAUGAUGGCUGCAGGCGGCACCGUUGAUCCGUUUUGGACCAUAUUUGCGAAUCACAAUACGCCGGGGAUCCACUCCCUGCUGGAAUCCAUGAGAAUCGGAAAUAUAUCGGAGGAGGACGCUGAAUCUAAUAAGAGCGAUCUGUACGAUCCGUACGCGAACGAGCCAGCCAGGCAUAAGGCCUUAAUAAUUAACGGCAAUAAACCCUUCUGCGCGGAACCGUCA